Molecule: messenger RNA, 9108 nt
Organism: Hylaeus anthracinus
Lineage: Eukaryota; Metazoa; Arthropoda; Insecta; Hymenoptera; Colletidae
Gene: Duox
Product: dual oxidase
Exons: 20
Coding region: 4487-9091 (1534 amino acids)
Biological process (GO): superoxide anion generation; defense response; response to oxidative stress
Cellular component (GO): plasma membrane; NADPH oxidase complex
Molecular function (GO): peroxidase activity; superoxide-generating NAD(P)H oxidase activity; calcium ion binding
Source: RefSeq, a predicted model, not a curated record
GGCUGACAAGAGUACAGUGAGGCGGCGGGUGCCGAGGGGGGUCUCGGGCUGGUGUGCGUUCGCGGUAACGAAACAAAUAGGCCGGCGACUUUCACCGCGUAGCCGUUCUCGGCUACGACACAACCGUCAAGCGCGCUCGCUCUUGGCCAGCGAUGGGACCAAUCCAAUGGCAUACUCAUUAGGGUAACCGCGGCUCGGCCCGACCGACUAGCGGCUUCUUAUCGGAACGGUACAGGAAUUACUGCCAGUGGAACCGAUACUUUUAACACGUUCGUCGCCGCGUCGCACGAGAAAUGGGUGACAGGACUUUCUAUUAAGGAACUAAAAAAAUCAAUUUCAAAGGUCGGACAAUAACGAAAAUAAGGCUGGACAGGUUUCGCGAAUUCGGCGACGUUAAGAAAUGAAAGGGUACGAGAGAUGUUAAAUGAUCUAAUCUACAACAGUCUCGAGACAAAAUUUUAAGUGUAUAGAAAUUUUCACGAGUUUUAGGUUGGCUGCCAACGUGUUAAGCGAUUUGCAAGCACCCAAUACUGAUAACCGUAACGUAAAUUAAUAACAAUUAUAUUAAGUUGUCCCAAAAGUUUCUUCCAUUUCAUUAACAAGUAAUAUUUGUGCGCGAUAUUUUGUGUGUGAUGUUGCAUUAUUAAAUUGCGUACGAUUCAUUUUGCUCCAUUACUGUUAUACUAUAUUAACGUCUAAGAAAUUAGGUUGUGUAUUUAUGUAAACACUGUCAGACAAAAUAAUCGAGCGCGAGUCACGGAAGAAACUUUUGGGACAACCUAAUACUCAUCUUUAACACGUUGAUCGUCGUGUCACCCACAUGUGGGUGACAGUGCUUUCCACUGAAGAACCAACGAAAUUAAUUCCGAAUGUCAAGCAUUAAAAGGAAAUGAAUUUAAACCAAAUUCAUGAAUUUUGAUGAAAUUACAAGAAUAAGUACGUCGAUAAAUGUUUGAUUAUGCAGUCUCCGAUAGUUUAAACAAUAUUUCGUUUUAGUAGAAACUUUAAAGAAUAUUUGUCUGGCAGUCAACGUGUUAAUCAUACCCUCUGUUUCUCCUGGCACAGAUUUACCUGUGACUUUCCUUUUCUCAAGUUCAUCGUUGUUGCUGUACGAAUCCAUUUUCGUUUCAUUUUCUUCUCUAUCGAUUCGAUAGACAGACCACCGUUGAACUUGCCGACUUGCUUAGUUUUUCGAUACGUUACACGAAAAAAUCGGCCCAACGGACGACAGCAGCAAUUUUACACUAAAAUUUUAUUUUAAUUCGCACUAAAUUUGUCCUCCUUCUUUUAAUCGCUUGCGCAGUGGACCCGUGCUGGCCCCAUAACCUUUUAGAAUAUAAUUUAAGGGCUGGAGUUCGAUAAACCACGCUUCUGUUAAUUAAUUAACAGAUCUUUAUUAUAUUGGGUUGUCCGGAAAGUUCAUGCCUAUUUUUAAGAAAAAUUCAAAGGCAUAUUUAAAUUUUGAUGCAUAUUUAUAUAUGAAUUAUAUAUGUACCAUUUUGUUCCACAACCUUUCCACCUCUUAAGGAAUGUACGCAUUUUAUUUGUUUUCAGCCAUUCCGAUAUACAGGGUGUCCCAAAACUCGGGGAGGAGCCGGAAAUGGGGGGUAGCUGAGACGAUUCUGAACAACAAUUUCCUUUGCAAAAAUGUCGGAUGGGGCUUCGUUAAGGAGAUAUUGAGCGAAAACCCCGACCAAUCAGAGCGCGCGUAGACCGUUGGAGCGGCCGCGGUAGCGUAGGCUGCGCGCUGGCGGCCGCGCUUGCACGCGAACAAGUGACUCGACGUGCAUCGAAGCAUCGACCUAGCGCGUAGCCUUCGCUACCGCGGCCGCUCCAACGGUCUACGCGCGCUCUGAUUGGUCGGGGUUUUCGCUUAAUAUCUCCUUAACGAAGCCCCAUCCGACAUUUUUGCAAAGGAAAUUGUUGUUCAGAAUCGUCUCAGCUACCCCCCAUUUCCGGCUCCUCCCCGAGUUUUGGGACACCCUGUAUAUUCAGACCUGUAUCGUCUACUAAAAAUCGGCAUGGACUUUUCCAGACAGCCCAAUAUUUCAUACAGCUUGUUUUAUUCUGUAUCAGAAACCACCUAACAGAUGAACACCGCGCCAUAAACACCGCGAUGCUAGUUAUGCACACUAGCGCAUAGACGUACCCUAUAUUCCGAUAGGAACCCACGAAUGUUCUUCGAUCCCAAGCAAUACAUCUCGCGUUACAGACAGGGGAUGAAGAUCCAGUUACGAAGGCGACAGACCAGUUUCUUAUCAGAAGAGCACAGAAGCUACUGUUCGGUAGAAACGCACAAAUGUUCUCUAAUUCUAAGGAAUAGAUCCCGCAUUACAAAUGGGACGUAUCGAAAGCCAUUACGAUAACGUAACAUUCGUGUGCUAUUAGAAUACGACGUAAUGCAACGUUUCACGUGCAUUUAUGACGUAUACAAAUGUAAAAUAUAUUCACGUUAAACGUAUGCAGUUAUGCGGAACGAAAUAUUAUUAUUAUUAUAAUUUGUGAAAUAUACUCUGCAUACCUUUUGCGUGCGUGUACAAUAUUAGAGUGCAGCGUAAAUGCAUGACAUUCAAUUUAGAAAUGCAAUCUGGACUCUAGUAUCUCUGAACGACCAAAGGACCGAUAGACUUACCGAAUUUAUCUGUUGAAAAGAUCGUAAGGUGAAUUUGUAAAUAUUCAUCCAGGUAAUAAUUGGACCAAGUGGAAGCUUAUCAAGGGUGGGACAGCGGAGUGACAGGGGCACGCGUAUUUAUUAGCGAUUAAUAAAUCUUUGACCAUCGCUUAUUAAUCUCUGGUGGGAAUCGUAAACUAUCAAAGCUAUCGUAAGCUAUCGAAUUUGAUGUAGUCGUUACGUAUCAACACGACAGUCGCGUGCCUCGAUAAAUCCCUAAGGCUAGGCGUGGGAUAUAUCACGUAUGCUCUCAUGUACGCCCAUAGCUUUAACCAUCUCGACUAAACUGUCAUCCGACCGCAAGUCGAAAGUCGAAGCCUCACCAGUUGGCAAUCAUUCCUUUCAAUGUAUCAGUAUCAGUAUCGGAUGAAAUAGAGUAGUGCUUGUAGAAUUUAAAUAAAGCUUUUUCCUUUUUUACUCUCAGUUGGCUUUUAUUAACGAUGUUCCCUAUGUGGUUUCUAUUUCGAUAAAAAGGAAUGCGUUUACAUUUUUCAGCCGCAGGACGCUUCUGUGAUCGGUCCCCACAUUUCUCCGAGUAGAAAAAACGGGAGAAGGCUCUUUCGGCGAACGAAGUAACAGAAAUGUUUAGAAGCCUGAUUUUCCAAAUUAAAAAUCUAUCGAUGUAUUAUUUGAACAAUUUUCACAGCUGACGUUUAUUAUUUAAUUUUUGUUUAGGAGGACGUUAUGCAAUUGUAAGAUGCGUACAGGCAAAUAUUAAAACAAACCGAUAGCAAGUAUACAAUUCGGAACUUAGUUUAUUUAAGGGUUAACCCACUAUCGUCUGCAUACGUACACUUCGCGUUAUCAGUACGUGCUGUGUACGACACAGAGGGUACGAGUACUUACGGGACUGUGUACAGAGUGUUUCAGAAUUAGUGUAAGAACCGGAAAUGGAGCUGAGACGAUUCCGAACCAGGACUUCCUUCGCAAAAAAUUCCGAACGGUGCUUCGUUUUUGAACUAUUAAAGGAACUCCUGGUCUAGGAUCGUCUCAGCUACCCUCCCGUUUCCGGUUCUCACACCAAUUCUAGGACACCCUGUAUAAAUAUUGGCUUGUCCGGAAAGUUCAUGCCGAUUUUUGAUAGCUGGUGCGGGUCUGAAUAUGUCGAAACGACUGAAAACAAAUAAAACAUAUAUGUACAUCCCUUAAAAGGUGGAAAGGUUGCGGAACAAAAUGGUACCUAUGCAAUUCAAUAAAUUCAUAUUACGAUUAAAAUGUGCCUUUGAAAUUUUUUGAAAAAUUGCCACGAACUUUCUGGACGACCUAAUAGAUAUCCAUCUCGCGUGCAUCGCGUGAAAAUCCCCGGCAGCUUUUGAUUGUUCCGUUCCACCCUGGUGUACACGUCUCGGUCCCAUCGCUAGACAGGGCCCAAACAGCUCUGCGUUACGGAGUACCCUCGACUCGCCGUUCUCGUCGUCCUCGACGGAGUGGGGGGAAUCCUGGUGUCGGGAGCGGAGACACGAGGCAUACCCGGAGCGAACGGGGCCCCCGAUUCUUUUUCGCUCAGUCGCACCGUGCACGUGUGUCGCGAGCCGACGACCGAGCAAGCCCCGUCUUCGUCAGCGGUCUCUCGAGUUCUCCUUCUUCCCUUCGCGAAAUAAAAUAGUGUUAGUUUUCAACCUUGCCAACCGCCUCCGCGACCGUUCAUCCGCCGCCCUGCCACGCCGUUCGCGUCCAGUCGACGUCGUUCCGCGCGAACGGACAGGAUGCGUUCACGCGGUCCUUGCUGAGCCGGACGUGCACGCGAAGUUCUGUGCUCGGUGUCUUAGCUACCUAAAGGAAAGAAAUGCACGGGCUGGUGGUGUUAUCGCGACGAUGAUGGGACGAGGAGGAGACCUGCCGCGGCUGUGCACCUUCGCCUGGUUACUCUGGUGUGUCUUGCCUGCUGGGACCGGAGUGCUUCACAACUACGCGGAUAAACAGAGGUACGAUGGCUGGUACAACAAUCUGGCUCAUCCGGAUUGGGGAUCGAUCGACAGCAGGCUGAUACGAAAGAUGCCAGCAGCGUAUUCCGAUGGAGUUUACAUGAUGGCUGGCCAGGAUAGGCCUUCCCCGAGGAAGCUCAGUCAGCUCUUCAUGCAGGGUGAUGACGGUUUGCCAUCGGUCAAGAACAGAACAGCGUUAUUCGCUUUCUUUGGGCAACUGGUCACGUCAGAGAUAAUCAUGGCCAGCGAAAGUGGCUGCCCCAUAGAGUACCAUCGGAUCGACGUAGACAAAUGCGACCCGGUUUUCGACAAGGAGUGCCAAGGUAACAAGUACAUUCCCUUCCGACGAGCCGAUCACGACCGUCGAACCGGACGCAGCCCAAAUAGCCCGCGUGAACAGAUAAACAAAGUAACGAGCUGGAUCGACGGUAGCUUCAUCUAUUCGAGCAGCGAGGCAUGGGCGAACACGAUGAGAUCGUUCAAGAACGGCAGCCUCCUCAUGGAACCCACGAGGAAAUUCCCCGUGAGAAACACCAUGCGCGCUCCUCUCUUCAACCACGCCGUACCCCACGUAAUGAGGAUGCUCAGCCCCGAACGGCUUUAUCUUCUGGGCGAUCCACGAACGAACCAGCAUCCGCCCAUGUUGGCUCUGGGAAUAUUGUUUUAUCGGUGGCACAACGUCGUCGCAUCGCGCAUACAGCGUGAACAUCCCAAUAUGACCGACGAGGACGUCUUCCAAAAAGCACGGCGCAUCGUUGUGGGAACGCUUCAGAAUAUCAUUCUGUACGAGUACAUUCCCUUGCUACUGGACGAAGAUCCACCACCUUACAUGGGCUACAAACCGGAUCUACAUCCAGGGAUCAGUCACAUAUUCCAAAGUGCAGCGUUUCGAUUUGGUCACACCCUAAUCCCACCCGGUAUAUACCGCCGCGACGAGAGUUGCGAGUACAGGAGAACCAACACCGAUCAACCAGCCAUCAGGCUUUGUUCCACGUGGUGGGACUCAAAUGAAGUUUUAACGAACAGCACCAUCGAGGAGCUGAUCAUGGGCCUGACCUCCCAAAUAGCCGAGAAAGAGGACAACCUCCUCGGUACCGACAUCAGGAACAACCUCUUCGGACCCAUGGAGUUCUCUCGCAGAGACUUGGGCGCGUUGAACAUCAUGCGUGGGAGAGACAACGGACUCCCGGACUACAACACCGCCAGGUCCCACUUCAAGCUGUCCCGCAGGAAAACCUGGAACGAAAUCAACCCGGACCUGUUCAACAAGAAUCCUUCUCUGCUGCGCACGCUGGUGGAGAUUCACUCGAACAAUCUGAACAACGUCGACGUCUACGUCGGUGGAAUGCUGGAGUCCAGCGCCGGUCCAGGAGAGCUCUUCACCGCGGUGAUCAAGGAGCAGUUCCUUCGUUUGAGAGACUCUGAUAGAUUUUGGUUCGAGAACGAGGAGAGCGGGAUUUUCACGAGAAACGAAAUCGAAGAGAUCCGUCGCGUCACUCUGUGGGACGUGAUAAUAAACGCGACCGGUAUAUCGUCGGAUGCGAUACAGAAGAACGUGUUCCUCUGGAACGAGGGAGAUCCUUGCCCUCAACCCUAUCAACUGAACUCGACUAUGUUGGAGCCGUGCGUUCCGCUGCAACGUUACGACUACUUCGAGGGAAGCGAGCUGGUGUACAUAUACGCCUGCGUUUUUCUGGGCUUCGUGCCGAUUCUGUGCGCCGGCGCCGGAUACGGGCUGGUGAAGCUGCAAAAUCGACGGAGAAGGAGAUUGAAAAUCCUCCAGGAAGCGAUACAAAAGAGAAACGACGGGAAGAUCUGCGUGGACAAGAUGAUCGUGCGCGAGUGGCUGCACGCGAAUCAUCGUCGUCUGGUCAAGGUGAAAUUCGGACCGGAAGCGGCGCUGCACGUCGUCGAUCGGAAGGGGGAGAAACUUCGCACCUUCGACUUCGGCGAUGUCAACAUCGUUACCAUGGAGGAAUCCCAGGAAAACGAGAACGGGCAUCGCAAGGCCUUGGUACUGCUACGGAUACCGCGGGAUUAUGACCUUGUCCUUGAGCUGGAUUCGCUGGCCUCGCGUAGAAAGUUCAUUGCGAAAUUGGAGUCAUUUCUGGCGUCCCAUAAAAAACACUUCACGCUGGCCCAAGUGGGCAGGGACAUUAUGCUUGCGAAAGCGGAAACCAAAGAACGCCGCCAGAAGAAACUCGAGCAGUUCUUCAGGGAAGCCUACGCCUUGACGUUCGGUCUACGACCUGGCGAGAGGCGACGUCGAUCCGACGACAGUGCCAGCGGGGAAGUCGUCACCGUUAUGAGGACCUCGCUUUCUAAAAGCGAAUUCGCAAGUGCUCUCGGUAUGCGGGCGGAUGCGGUCUUCGUGAAGAAAAUGUUCAACAUCGUGGACAAGGAUAGAGACGGCCGUAUUUCCUUCCAGGAAUUCUUGGACACCGUGUUGUUAUUCUCGCGUGGAAAAACCGAGGACAAGCUGAGGAUCAUUUUCGACAUGUGCGACAAGGACAGCAACGGAGUGAUAGACAAGGAGGAGCUGUCCGAAAUGCUCAGAUCACUGGUGGAAAUCGCGAGGACAACUAGUCUCUCGGACGAUCACGUCACUGAACUGAUAGACGGAAUGUUCCAAGACGCCGGCCUCGAGAGAAAGGAUUACCUCACCUACAACGAUUUUAAGUUGAUGAUGAAAGAGUACAAAGGGGAUUUCGUAGCGAUCGGUCUCGAUUGCAAAGGCGCCAAGCAGAAUUUCCUGGACACGUCGACGAACGUAGCCCGCAUGACGAGUUUCCACAUCGAUCAGCUUCCCUCGGAGGAUUCGAAGAGCUGGGCGCGCAAACAAUGGGACGCCGUGUCGACGUUCCUCGAGGAAAACAGACAAAAUAUAUUUUACCUGUUCGUUUUCUACGUCACGACCAUAGCUCUAUUCGUCGAGAGAUUCAUAUAUUACUCCUUUAUGUCCGAGCACACGGAUCUGAGGCACAUAAUGGGAGUUGGAAUCGCCAUAACCAGGGGAUCGGCGGCCGCCUUGUCUUUCUGUUACAGCUUGCUGCUGUUGACCAUGUCCCGCAAUCUUUUGACCAAGCUGAAGGAGUUCUCCAUUCAGCAGUACAUUCCGUUGGAUUCUCACAUUCAGUUUCACAAGAUCGCUGCCUGUACCGCGCUCUUUUUUUCCGUUCUGCACACGGUGGGGCACAUGGUCAACUUUUAUCACGUUUCGACACAACCCCUAGCCCAUCUUCGCUGCUUGACCAGCGAGCUCAGUUUUCCGAGCGAUGCUCGCCUAACGAUAUCCUUCUGGCUCUUUAGAACCGUGACAGGUUUAACCGGUAUCCUGUUAUUCGUCGUGAUGACGAUAAUCUUCGUCUUCGCUCAUCCAACAAUACGACAAAAGGCUUACAAGUUCUUUUGGUCGACUCACAGUUUGUACGUGGUGUUGUACGCGCUGUGCCUGAUUCAUGGUUUGGCACGUUUAACGGGCUCGCCGCGAUUCUGGAUUUUCUUUGUCGGUCCGGCGCUCAUUUACUCUCUCGAUAAGGUAGUGAGCCUACGAACCAAGUUCAUGGCAUUGGACAUCAUCGAGACGGAACUGUUGCCGUCGGACGUGAUAAAGAUCAAGUUUUACAGACCGCCGAAUUUAAAGUAUCUGUCCGGGCAGUGGGUCCGUCUCUCGUGCACCGCCUUCAGAUCGAACGAAUUCCAUUCGUUCACCUUGACCUCGGCGCCGCACGAGAACUUCCUCUCGUGCCAUAUUAAGGCUCAGGGCCCGUGGACGUGGAAGUUGCGAAACUACUUCGACCCGUGCAAUUACAAUCCGGAUGUCGAGCAUCCAAAAAUCAGAAUAGAAGGUCCAUUCGGUGGCGGCAAUCAGGACUGGUAUAAGUUCGAGGUCGCUGUGAUGGUCGGUGGCGGUAUCGGCGUCACUCCCUACGCUUCCAUGCUGAACGAUCUCGUUUUCGGCACCUCCACCAACAGAUAUUCAGGUGUCGCGUGCAAAAAGGUCUAUUUUCUGUGGAUAUGCCCCUCGCACAAGCACUUCGAAUGGUUCAUCGAUGUUCUCAGGGACGUGGAAAGGAAGGACGUCACGGACGUUUUAGAAAUUCAUAUAUUUAUUACCCAAUUCUUUCAUAAAUUCGAUUUACGCACUACUAUGCUGUACAUUUGCGAGAACCAUUUCCAGAGGCUAUCGAAGAAGAGCAUAUUCACCGGGCUAAAAGCAAUAAAUCACUUCGGCAGGCCCGAUAUGACUUCGUUCUUAAAGUUUGUCCAGAAGAAACACAGCUACGUAAGUUGUGUUAAAGAAACGAAUAGAAAUUAUAGUCAAUGUCGGUCGACGGCGAGACUUAAUUACCCCAACUAUUAUAACGUCAGUAAAAUAGGAGUAUUUAGCUGCGGUCCGCGACCACUGACGAAGAGCGUGAUGUCGUCCUGCGACGAGGUGAACAAGGGCCGUCGUCUGCCGUAUUUUAUUCAUCAUUUCGAGAACUUUGGCUAGUCCGCUCGAUGUUAGCA